This is a messenger RNA of Zingiber officinale, 450 nucleotides long. RefSeq lists its product as uncharacterized. The coding region runs from base 21 to 449 and encodes 142 amino acids. The transcript is spliced from 3 exons. The record is from RefSeq and is a predicted model, not a curated record. Lineage: Eukaryota; Viridiplantae; Streptophyta; Magnoliopsida; Zingiberales; Zingiberaceae.
UGGGAUUGUUCCUAUAUUCCAUGCUUCUGUUUUGGAAUGACAACUCUGGAGGUGAAUCAUGGGUGGCAAGAUCAAUUAUGGUUGUUGAAGAGUAUAUGCUUGUAUGCAUUGAGAAUUUUCCGCAGUUUGGAACUUUCGUUGCUGAUUCUGGAACAAGCUCUCCAUAUUAUUCUCUGCAUUCUGGCUGCACAAUUCGGGAUAUACUUGAAAUGGUCAUUGAGCUCUCUCCCGUUCGAUGUGUGACCUUAACAUUUGCCGAUGUCUUGCCUGCUACUAACUUCUUUUCCAACAAGAUCAAGAAAGAGAGGCAGCUAGCUGAAACCCCAAAUCUCCACACAUGGAAGUUGAAGUGGUACAGCGACGACGCUCUCUUAAAAUUCGUCGCUCUCGUGAAGGCAAUUUAUUUAGGAUUAAAAUCUUCUCCUCUUCCUGUGAAGUGUAUAUCUUGAA